This is a messenger RNA of Frieseomelitta varia, 2356 nucleotides long. It is a transcript of the gene Upf3, whose product is annotated as regulator of nonsense transcripts 3A. Gene Ontology annotation, biological process: positive regulation of translation; nuclear-transcribed mRNA catabolic process, nonsense-mediated decay. The transcript is spliced from 6 exons. The record is from RefSeq and is a predicted model, not a curated record. Gene Ontology annotation, cellular component: cytoplasm; nucleolus. The coding region runs from base 452 to 2155 and encodes 567 amino acids. NCBI's taxonomy places the organism in Eukaryota, Metazoa, Arthropoda, Insecta, Hymenoptera, Apidae. Gene Ontology annotation, molecular function: mRNA binding.
UGAGACAAGAUGGCCGCGAAAACUUUGUAAACGGAAACGUUUAUUUUAAUAAUACGAAGAGAAAUUGCAUGCCUUGAAUAUUAUAUUCGAUUAGAGUGCAUGGAAUUGACACGAAGUAAGCCCGACUUGCCGAGAAAUUGAAUAAAUGUAGAUGACAAUGACCGAGGAGACACAACAGUCUGAGACAGCCGCACAAAAUGAGGCACAAACUAGCUCUCCAGAUGUUGGAAAAGUUAAAGACAAUAAAAAAGAAAAAUGCCGACCUAUGACAAAGGUAUAUACCUGAUUAAAGUGAUGCUGCAAAUUUACCGAGCCUGCACAAUAUGUUUUCUCACCACGCAACGUGCGCUGCGUUUAAUGGAACAAAGAUCGAAGUUUAACUUUUCGAUUUUUGAAACAUUUCUGACAUAAUUUUGUGAAAAAGGUAGUAAUACGAAGAUUACCUCCAACUAUGACUCAAGAACAAUUCUUAGAGCAAGUUUCACCAUUGCCAGAGCACGAUUACCUUUACUUUGUGAAAGCUGAUAUGUCUAUGGGACAGUAUGCUUUCUCACGUGCUUAUAUUAACUUUGUUGAGCAACAUGAUAUCUUUAUGUUCAGAGAGAAAUUUGACAAUUACGUAUUUGUUGACUCUAAAGGUACAGAGUAUCCAGCAGUAGUAGAAUUUGCACCUUUUCAAAGGUUACCAAAGAAAAAGAUAGGGAAAAAAAAAGAUUUGAAAUGUGGUACAAUAGAGUCUGAUCCAUAUUACGUAAGUUUCUUAGAAAGUCUGAAAAACCAAGAAGCUGAAUCUAAUGUAUCACAGCCAAAAACAGAGUAUUCAUAUCAACCACCUGAUAAUACACCAAAAAAAGUUACAACCACACCUCUCUUAGAGUAUGUAAAACAACGCAAACAAGAAAAACAACGUCUUAGAGAUGAGAAACGUGAAGAAAGACGGCGAAGAGAUCUAGAAAGGAGAAGGUCGAAGGAAGAUCCUAUUAUAUCCAAGGUAUUGAAAAAUCCAGAUCUUGAUAAAGAAAUGUGUAGAGAUAAUAAAGAAAAUAGAGAGGAAAAGGAUAAACUUUCACCCAAAGAUAUAAAAAAUCGUAUUAAGAAAGAGGAUAAAUUACGUGAUAAGAUUCCUCGUGAUCGAGAUUCCAAAUCAAUAACAAAAGGAUAUAGGGAAAGAAUUGAGGAUAGAAAUAAAGAUAGAGAUAUAAAACAUCAAAGACGACAUGAGGAUAAAAAGAUAUACGGAAGACGUGACGAAAGAGAUGGUAUAAAUGAUAGAAGAUUUGAUGGAAAAGAUGAUAGAAAAUAUGAUUUUAAAGAAGAUAUUAAGGAUUCUAGAGAACGAAAAAUUGAGGAAAAACGGGGUAAAAGUUACGAAAAAAUGAGGCAAGAAAAAAAAAGGCUUGCAGAAACUAAAAAACAAAAUAUAGAAUUUAGUGUUGACAUGGAAAAUGGUGCAAAAUUAAGAAAUGAAGAUGAAGAAUUCCUAAAGAAAGAAUCUGAAGUUGAUUUUUAUGUGAAUAUUAAAGAAAAUGAAGAAACCAUGGGUGAUAAAGAUGUUAAAAUCAAUAAAGGAAAAGAGAAACAAGAAACUAAUGAAAGAAAAAUAUUAAUAGAUUCUUUGCAGGAUUUUGUGACAGGAGAACUAAGAAGAACAGAAACGGCUAUUGAAAACAGUAAAGAUAUUGAAAAAUCAAGAUCCAUUGAAGAUAUUAAUAAAAAAACUAAUGAAGAUGAUGAAUCUGAAGAAAAAAAAGAUUCAAAAGUUACAAAAAGACGUAGUUCACUUGAAAGUGGAGGGGAAGGUGGUACAGGAGAUGGAAAUUGUUUAAGAAGACACAAGUCUUUAGACGGAGGAGAUCAAAAUAACCUACAAAAGACUGAAAAUGAAGAUAAAGAGAAAGAUAAAAAGGAUCCACGACUAGAACGUCGAAUCAGGAACAAAGAUCGUCCUACUAUGGAAAUUUAUCGACCCGGAAUGGGAAAAUUUAGCAAACAAAGAUUAGAACGAGAAAAAUCUAAUACUAACGAUGAAAGAGCAUCACUUUCACAAAGUCCUACUCCAAACCCGAAUUCUAAUAACCUUUGUAAAUCAGGAAAGCCUGGAACAGAAGUACGUUCUAUGACAUUUAAACGUAGUAUUAGUCGUGAUUUGGUAUAACGAUGGCUAAAUGGAAAUCUCUUUCUAAUAUUAGUGACAUAUAUGUCGAAUCUUGUUAAUAUAUAAGAUUUUUACGCUAGUCUUUCUCACGACGUACAAUAUCAUACAAUAUAUCUAUUGUACACAAAUGCAUAAUAAAAUACAGCAUUUUACUUAUUACUGGAAAAUCCAUGUAGCCACAAAUGUAUAAAACUUUCGAAA